This is a messenger RNA of Myripristis murdjan (pinecone soldierfish), 1536 nucleotides long. It is a transcript of the gene marchf4b, whose product is annotated as membrane associated ring-CH-type finger 4b. The coding region runs from base 126 to 1388 and encodes 420 amino acids. Gene Ontology annotation, molecular function: ubiquitin-protein transferase activity; zinc ion binding. The transcript has 4 exons. Lineage: Eukaryota; Metazoa; Chordata; Actinopteri; Holocentriformes; Holocentridae. The record is from RefSeq and is a predicted model, not a curated record. Gene Ontology annotation, biological process: protein ubiquitination.
UGUAUCUACAUAGGGAAGUAAAAGCUACAUUAAAAUCCUAACAAACACCGCUGGAUAACGCCCCCCUUGCCCCCACCACUCCAUCCCACGACAUAUGAAGAAGUGCCUGCUCAUGACUGGGGCACAUGCUGUUUGCUUUCAGUAUCAUUGUAUGGUACUGUGAAUUUCUAGCCGGAGACAGCCUGAUGUUGCGCAGCCAGGGCAUGCUGAAGAGCCGCUGUUGCGUCUUGCUCGGUGACCUGAGGGUGCUCCUGCUCGGGCCACCGGCACCGCCGACACCGCUGCCUCCCCUGACCCCAAUGAGCGGACAACCCACGGAAAGUCAUGAGACAGGCGUCCCCGUCCCCGACAACAACAACACGUUAGUGCGGGGCCACCAGCAUGCAGGGGACUGGACUACCCCACCUGCAGGAGGAGCCAGCGGGCCACCGGGGGGAGACCGACAAGUGGCGGGCUGGGUGGAUGCGGCAGAGCUGUCGGCGGCCCUCCGCGGCUGCAGCAGCUCCUCGGAUGACUGCUCUAAGGGCAAACUGGAGGAGAGAUUCUCCCUCACCAGCUACACUGAAAGUGGCUUCAGGACGCCCGUGUGCAGGAUCUGCUUCCAGGGACCAGAGCAUGGGGAGCUACUGAGUCCGUGCCGGUGCAGCGGGUCAGUGCGCUGCACCCACCAGCCCUGCCUCAUCAAAUGGAUCAGCGAGAGAGGCUCUUGGGCCUGUGAGCUAUGCUACUACAAAUAUCAGGUCAUUGCCAUCAGCACCAAGAACCCACUGCAGUGGCAGGCCAUCUCCCUGACAGUGAUAGAAAAGGUGCAGAUAGCAGCAGCUAUCUUGGGCUCCCUCUUCCUGAUGGCCAGUAUUUCGUGGCUGGUGUGGUCAUCCUUCAGCCCGUCAGCCCGCUGGCAGCGCCAAGACCUGCUUUUCCAGAUAUGCUAUGGCAUGUACGGCUUCAUGGAUGUAGUCUGCAUCGCACUAAUUGUCCACGAGGGACCAUCAGUGUUUCGCAUCUUCCACCGCUGGCAGGCCGUUAACCAGCAGUGGAAGGUCCUGAACUAUGAUAAGACAAUGGACAGUGACGACCUGAAGGACGCCACCAUGGAGAGGACUCUCUCUCAGCCCGGCCAGGGCUAUCAGACUGGGGUCGGAGUAUCGACCUCCACCUCCUCCCUGAUGAUGGUAACCUCCACAACCCCCGGCUCCACCACUACAACCAUGGUGGCGGCCACAGGAGGACUGGGAACGCACGACGACCCCAGUAACGGCAACACGGUGCCAGACCAACACUGUCCCUACAACAUCCUCCACCUCCUCAGCCACCUGAGGCAGCCGGAGGCCCGCAGCCAACCCAGCAAUAGCACACGUGAGCUGGUCAUGAGAGUCACAACAGUCUGAGGAUUCAGUUGAGGCCUUAUCUUGCGUGGGGGGUGGACGAUUUAUAAACUAGCUGACAGUUGAAAAAGGUCGUACCCUAACUGCACUGGAUUAAUACAAUGUUCUUGUUUGUUUCAAAUGCAUCUCUGAUGUCCUUACAUGGAUUGAA